Messenger RNA from Homarus americanus (American lobster), 4842 nucleotides. RefSeq names its product glycine receptor subunit alpha-4-like. The record is from RefSeq and is a predicted model, not a curated record. Gene Ontology annotation, cellular component: membrane; neuron projection; synapse. Gene Ontology annotation, molecular function: extracellular ligand-gated monoatomic ion channel activity; chloride channel activity; neurotransmitter receptor activity. Gene Ontology annotation, biological process: chemical synaptic transmission; signal transduction; nervous system process. The transcript has 11 exons. The coding region runs from base 690 to 2342 and encodes 550 amino acids. NCBI's taxonomy places the organism in Eukaryota, Metazoa, Arthropoda, Malacostraca, Decapoda, Nephropidae.
GUCAGUGUCACGUGUGUGUUGCUCUUGAGAAGGUUGACCCGUACGUGGCUCUGGUUCUUGUAUUAUUUCACACGGUCCAAGAACCACAUUAAGAACCAAACGGUAAAUAUGACCAUAGGAAGACUAAUUAAGAAGUUACCAGCUGCCACAAAACUAAGCCAACUAUCGUAGAACUACCUGUCUACAAACGAAUCAGCUGUUUACCUCAGAACUAACCAUCUGAGAGAAAGACUCAUCAGAAUUUAAAGUAUUUGUAUUCGUGUGUUAAAUUGAACAAUCGUGUCGUGAACUAUUGAUAUUCUGACAGACAGACAAUUAACGAAGGGGGAAAAAACCCCUCUGAAAUAACGGAGGAACUUGUCGAUUAACAAAAUUCAUUUAUUUACGAAUCAAGUAGUGAAGAAGGAAGAGGGAAACAGCCUCGUUACUCGUACCCCUGGCAGUCACAACAUACACUACUUAACAGGUCGACUACAGCCUUCACAGCGCCACCACACCCUUCACAGCGCCACCACAAGCCCAAACAGUGCCACCAGAAGCCCCCACAGCGCCAUCACGAGCCUUCAGAACGCCACUUCGAGCCCUCACAGCGCCACAACGAGCCCUCACAGCGCCUUGAUUCUCCUCAAAGGGGCGACUAAGUCCUAUCCAGCGUCUUAGGUGAGGGGGAAGGAGGCGGCGAGGCAGUGAUGUGGGGGACGGUACAUGUACUGCUGUUGCUGCCGUGCCUACUGUGUGCCCACGCCAAUACGGACGGUAGCGGUGGGGUCCUCAGCUUCAAGGACUUGCUGCCAGAAAACCCGAAGGACUAUGAUAAGAUGCGGCCGCCUAAGAAGGAGGGAAGACCUACCAAUGUGUACUUCCACGUGACUGUCAUGGGCAUCGACUCCAUCAACGAAAACUCCAUGACAUACGUGGCAGACAUCUUCUUCGCUCAGUCGUGGAAAGACCAUCGACUGAGGCUGCCUGAGAACAUGACCUCCAGCUACAGGUUGUUGGAGGUAGAGUGGCUGAAGGAUAUGUGGCGUCCUGACAGCUUCUUCAAGAACGCUAAACAGGUCACCUUCCAGACCAUGACCAUCCCUAACCACUACGUCUGGCUGCACAAGGACUCAACCAUCCUCUACAUGGUCAAGCUGACGUUGACGCUGUCGUGUGCAAUGAACUACGCCAUCUACCCACACGACACCCAGGAGUGCAGGAUGCAGAUGGAGAGUCUAUCACACACCACGGAGGACCUAGUAUUUGACUGGGACCCUGAGAUGCCCCUUGAGGUGGACGACCAUAUAGAGCUGCCCCAGUUUGACCUGGUCAGGAACCACACGGCCGACUGUACACAGGUCUACUUCACAGGUAACUUCACGUGUCUGGAGGUGGUGUUCCAGCUACGUCGGCGCCUCGGCUACUAUCUCUUCCAUACCUACAUGCCUACCUGUCUCAUAGUGAUUAUGUCGUGGGUGUCCUUCUGGAUCAAGCCUGAGGCGGCGCCAGCGAGGGUCACACUGGGCGUGACCUCACUCCUGACACUGUCCACCCAGCACGCUAAGUCUCAGGCCUCACUCCCUCCAGUCUCUUACAUCAAGAUCAUCGAUAUGUUUAUGUCUACCUGUACUGUGUUUGUGUUCCUGGCCUUGAUGGAAUACGCGCUGGUGAAUGUGGUGUUGGGUGACGGGCCAGACACACCGACCAAGAGCAAACCCUCAGAGAAGGAGAGCAGGAGCGGCUUCCAUCACCACCACCACCACAUCUGCGCUGACAAGGAGAACGGUCGUGUUGGUCUGUCGUACCCCCGCACCCACGAUCACCCGGGGGAUCUCUCAACCCACGCCUACUCCCACCACAGCUCCCACGUCCACGGCAGUCAUCCCCACGGCAACAUUACCCUGGCCCACGGUACGCCCAUACGAAGCCCACUUACCCACGGUGGACCCCUACAUGGCAGCCUGACCCACAGCGCGCCCGUCCACCGCCAACAUCACUUCCACGAGAACGCCGCCCACCACUUCCACACUCCGAUGCAAGGCCCCUUUUCCCAUGGAGUGCCCCCGGCUGGCCCACUGUCACAUGGACCACCACUCCACGGGGCACUGGCCCACGGUGCCCCCUUACAUGGCAUGAGACCCCACAGUCACAGCAACCAGACCUACGCCGACCUGUUGUGUCCGCCCCUGCCCAGCGUGCCCCCGCCUCCGCCGCCCCCCGCCAGGAUGCCAGGACCCACCGCUGCCCAGAAGAGACGAGCGAGGGCCAUCCUGGUCGACCGCUUCUCAAGGGUGUUCUUUCCCUCCACCUUUGGCCUCAUCAACGGGGUGUACUGGAUCAUCUUUUGGCUCUACUUAUAAGCCAACACGUCCACUGGAUCACUAUCUGGAUCAAUCUGUGAGCCAGGGAUCAUUGCCUGGUAUUGGUUAUGACACAACAGGUCAGAAGGAUCGUUUUCUGGAUCAGUCUGUCAGCCAAGGAGCAUUUCCUGGCUUUGGAUAUAAGACAGCAGUCGACUGGAUCACUUUCUGGAUCAGUCUGUACGUCCAGGGAUCACUCUCUGUACCUAAGCAUUAACCACAAGUUAAUAUCCCAGAACCCCUCGAGUGGAUCACUUAACGAAUCUGUGUGUGCCAAGGAUCACUUUUUGGCAAUACAGUAAUUGUAAGUUAAAGGAUCGAAGACAUCAUUUCGCGGAUCAACCUUGAAGAGAGGGAUCAAUUUUUGGCUAUGGUUAUAAGCUAGGGAAAUGCUGGAUCAUUUGUGGAUCAGUGUAGACCUCUGAGACCACUGUCUUGGUCUAGUUAGAAAUCAGAGAUGAUAAUGUGAUUAGCUUAAUCUUUAAGUCAAGGAUCAGACAGACCAAUGUGCUGACUGUUUACAACCCAUGGAUCGAGCUGGAUCACUAGCUGGCUUCUGCCUAUAAACUACGGGUCGUCUACAUCAUCCAGAAGCCAGGGAUCAAAUGGAUCUUUUUAUGGCUCCGUGCGUGAGUCAUGGAGGACACGCACUAUUUAAGUGUUCGUGUUAGUAAUGACCCCUAUACACCUAGAUCACUUACCUGCUCCGUGGAUCGAGUGGAUCAUUUUUGGCUUAAUUUACAAGUCAGGAAUCCACGGCAUCACCAGCUGGCUUUAUCCAGAGAUCCAUUAUAAAACUGUCUGGCUCCAGGUUAUGUUCGAAGCCGGAUUGUUUUGGAUCACUUCUCAUAUGGCUUUGUGAUGUGUAUUGCUGAGGAGUGCACCAACACUCUUGUACACACGGGGCGGCUCUCGCUACACACGGGGCGGCUCUCGCUACACACGGGGCGGCUCUCGCUACACACGGGGCGGCUCUCGCUACACACGGGGCGGCUCUCGCUACACACGGGGGCGGUUCUCGCUACACACGCUAUUUAGCCGUGAAGUUUACUCAAAAUACACAACGAACCAACCUAACCCAACCAAACCCAUGCAGUAUAUUGGAUCACAUUUUAGGCUGUGUGUGUGUGUGUGUGUGUUUACAAUUUUCUGAUGCAACCUACUGUAUAUAUACAAAAAUAGGUUAUAACAAGUGUUAAGGUGAUAUACCCAACACCUCUAACCCACAGUGCCAUACCAUCCUCUUCCCCCUCCCUCCCUCACCCCUCCCUCCCCAUCCCUCACCCCUCUUGUUAAUUAAUACAUAUAAUAUCUCACUUUAUGAACAAGAUGUGAGUUAAUUCAUGUAUAACGUAUGUGUAUUGUGUAUAUAUGUAUAUUUGUUGAAUUCAAUCAAUAACAGAUUAUCGAUAUAUUUAUUUUUUCACGGUUUUUGUUGUCAUUUAGUUGGUAAGUUAUUCACAAAGUAGGAGAAUAAAAUGUCGUAGUGAUACAUGUACACAUAUUAUUAUUAUUAUUAUUAUUAAUGUAUGUUAAUAUUAUGUUCGUUCAGAUUAAAUCGUUAGGGAAAUGAUGCUACAAAUUACUUCAAUCUUUACUGUAUAUUGUGGAACCUUAAGAGAGUAUAAUUGAGCCUGUUUGAGGUAUACUUAACUCAUUAGUAGUAUAAUUGAGCCUGUUGGAAGGUCAGCACUGUGUUGUGUUGCAAGAUCGGGAGUGUUUUGUGUUGCAAGGUCAGGAAUGUGUUGUGUUGCAAGAUCGGGAGUGUUUCGUGUUGCAAGGUCAGGAGUGUGUUUUAUUGCAAGGUCAGGAGUAUGUUAUGUUGCAAGGUCAGGACUGCUUUGUGUUGCAAGGUCAGGAUCGUGUUGUGGUUGUAAGGUCAGGAUUGUUGUCUUGUAGGAUCAGGACUGUGUUGUGUUGCUAGGUCAGGAGUGUGUUGUGUUGCAAGGUCAGGACUGCUUUGUGUUGCAAGGUCAGGAUUGUUGUCUUGUAGGGUCAGGACUGUGUUGUCUUGUAGGGUCAGGAUUGUGUUGUGUUGCAAGAUCAGGAGUGUGUUGUGUUGCAAGGUCAGGACUGCUUUGUGUUGCAAGGUCAGGAUUGUUGUCUUGUAGGGUCAGGACUGUGUUGUCUUGUAGGGUCAGGAUUGUGUUGUGUUGCAAGAUCAGGAGUGUGUUGUGUUACAUGUCGGGAGUGUGUUGUGGUGUGUUGUGUUGUGGUGUGUUGUGUUGUGAUGUGCUGUGUUGUUUUGUAAGGUCACAAUACCACAAGAUUUAGCCAGUAUGAAAUAAACGAUUAUUUGUUGACGUGAAUUUUUGAAACACUUGUGUUCAGGACGACGUGAUUGGUGUUAGUUGACGCAGUGUUAACACAUGUGACAGGUGUUAACAUGUGUGACAGGUGUUAACAUAUUUGACAGGUGUUAACAUGUGUGACAGGUGUUAACACGUGUGACAGGUGUGAACAUGUGUGACAGGUGUUAACAUGUGUGAAAAGGUGUUAA